Molecule: messenger RNA, 4582 nt
Organism: Topomyia yanbarensis
Lineage: Eukaryota; Metazoa; Arthropoda; Insecta; Diptera; Culicidae
Gene: Su(dx)
Product: E3 ubiquitin-protein ligase Su(dx)
Exons: 7
Coding region: 540-3470 (976 amino acids)
Biological process (GO): ubiquitin-dependent protein catabolic process
Molecular function (GO): protein binding; ubiquitin protein ligase activity
Source: RefSeq, a predicted model, not a curated record
CUUUUUGCUGAAGAGAGAACGUAGCCAUUGAAUUUGGAAGACGGAAUGAAAAUAUUGUUCAUUACGCUAUUUGCACCAAAAUAAGUGUUGUUUCCGUGUCGAACACCGUGGCCAAAUUGUGUCGUUUCGUGUGCAAUAACGCAUAGAGAAGUAUUCUACUAGAUGUGGCUAUGGAGAAGGCAGGCAAGGCCAAUUUCGAGAAGUGCUAAAAAAUAUCGGGAUUGUCAGCGCCUGGCCUGCAAUUACUGUAACUAGAAAGCGGAGAAAAAAAAAAGAAGAAGCGACCGCUGGGAAUAAAAUAAAGUUUUUCGUGGACACAACAUAAAACAAAAAGGGAAAAUCUCCUCGGGUUCAGACGAGGAAAAGUAAGUGAUUCAUGCAUUUUUUUGCUAUAUUGUUUUGAGAGAUUCAGUAGUCAGUUUUCUAGAGAUAGAAAAUGCAGAAGAAUAACAUUUUAUCGAAGAAUUUUUCCUCGAAAUUCAACUAAAGUGAUCCUAUAGGGCGAUAUACAACCUAUUACAAAUAGUAUAAACAUACAAAUGCAGAUGGAAGAAGGAAUCCACCAGCUUAGCAUUACAGUUGAACACGCAUCGUUGCGCAGCAAUGGCUUCCUGAAACCGAACCCGUACGUGGAAAUCGCAAUCGAUAAUAAAAGUACACGAAAAACCGAUUUCGUGAAGAACACCAACGCGCCCAAAUGGAACGAACGUUUUACGGUAAUAGUUUCGGCCAGUUCAGUGCUGCACUUUCGAGUGCUGGAUCAUUCCAGUUUCCGGAAGGAUUCACUCCUAGGUCAGCAAACCGUCGUGCUGGCUAACAUUCUUGAGCACUACAACGGAACGUUGGAAAAUCUGGAACUAAGCAUGGACCUGUUGACGGAUGGUUCUACGUCCUCGAAGGCAAACGAACCCCGACAGCCGUCUAAAACUGGAGAACUGGUGGCGGUGUUGAACGGGCUGAAAAUUGAUAUGCGUACGAUGGCGGUGCGAGCGGGAAAUAGUACUGGCAUGAGUUCUGGUAGUAACCACGGCAGUGACGUCACCGGUGCUUCAGUAUACGUCAAUACAAACGGGCUCUCGUCAAUGGAUGUAGCCGGUAACAGCAACAACCGCAGCAGUAUUCUUAACGGUGGCAUUCGAGCACGUAUGCGAUUACGUGGAACGGCUACGGCGCCAUCUCAAUCUUCCCAACUGCAGCCUCCUGCGCCGGGUCCUGGCAGUGGCCAACAGCAUCAGACUCAUCAUUCCCCAUCGGUGACGGGCAAUCACAGCAAUUGUGGUUCAGCAGUAGCAGCAGGUUCUAUGGGCAACGGCGUAGCAAUGCCAGUGGCGACUGGGACUUCCCCGAUGGCACCAGCCGCGUCCACUGGAGCCGUCCGCCGAAGUAGUGGUAUUAACUGGGAUCAACAGCAACCACAGCAACAGCAGCAGCAACAACCGCAAGUGGUACAUCCACACUCGGGUGGACACCCGCGACUUGGCCCGGUGUAUUCGAACUCUUCGCAAGAUUCACUGCUAAACGGUAUCAACAGUACUAGCAAUGGUCCGGUGCAAGCCAAUAUAGCUGGCACGAUGGUUCCCAUGAACGGAGGUGCAGUAGCACCUCAAGUAUCCGGUGGAGCAGCAGCAGGUGCAAUGGUUCCCAUUGGAGGAAGCUUAACCGAUCAACAAAUGAUGCUUCAAGCUGCCGCACAGCAAAAUCAGGUCGACGAUGAGCCUUUACCUGCCGGCUGGGAAAUGCGUGUAGAUAAAUACGGACGCCGGUAUUACGUGGAUCACAAUACACGUUCGACUUACUGGGAAAAGCCACAACCCCUUCCCGCUGGUUGGGAAAUGCGACGAGACGCCCGCGGUCGAGUGUAUUAUGUCGAUCACAACACUCGAACAACAACAUGGCAACGACCAAACAGCGAAAGGCUGAUGCACUUCCAACACUGGCAGGGACAACGACAACACAUCAUUUCGCAAGGCAAUCAACGGUUCCUUUAUCCACAGCAUGCUCAACAAUCCAAUACGACCUCAGUUUCACACGAGGAAGAUGACGGUCUAGGGGCACUACCCGAUGGCUGGGAGAAACGAGUCCAACCAGAUAACAGGGUAUACUUUGUGAAUCACAAAAAUCGCACCACCCAAUGGGAAGAUCCCCGCACACAAGGCCAGGAAGUAAACAUGCUUGCCGAAGGUCCGCUCCCGCCCGGAUGGGAAGUUCGUUACACUGCAACUGGCGAACGAUUCUUCGUAGAUCACAAUAAUCGGAAGACAACUUUUGAAGAUCCCCGACCAGGUGCCCCCAAAGGUGGAAAGGGAGUUUAUGGAGUUCCACGAGCCUAUGAGCGUUCAUUCCGUUGGAAACUUAGUCAAUUCAGAUACCUUUGUCAAAGCAAUGCCCUUGCUUCCCAUAUCAAAAUUACGCUUACUCGACAAACACUGUUUGAAGAUUCGUACCAUCAAAUCAUGCGUUUGCCGGCCUAUGAAUUGCGAAGAAGGCUUUAUAUUAUCUUCCGUGGAGAGGAAGGUUUAGAUUAUGGCGGUGUUUCGCGUGAAUGGUUUUUCUUGCUUUCCCAUGAAGUUCUCAAUCCGAUGUACUGCUUGUUUGAAUAUGCCAACAAAAACAACUAUAGCUUGCAGAUUAACCCGGCCAGUUACGUUAAUCCGGACCACCUUCAAUACUUUAAAUUCAUUGGGCGAUUCAUUGCGAUGGCCCUGUAUCAUGGGCGAUUUAUUUAUUCUGGUUUCACGAUGCCGUUCUACAAGCGAAUGCUAAAUAAAAAGCUAACGACCAAAGAUAUUGAAUCGAUUGAUCCAGAGUUUUACAAUUCAUUGAUCUGGGUGCGGGACAAUAACAUUGAUGAGUGCGGGUUGGAGCUGUGGUUCAGUGUGGACUUUGAGGUGCUAGGGCAGAUUAUUCAUCACGAGCUAAAGGAGGAGGGUGACAAGGAGCGAGUCACGGAAGAAAACAAGGAGGAAUACAUCUCCUUGAUGACCGAAUGGCGGAUGACUAGAGGUAUUGAAGAACAAACCAAAACUUUCCUAGAGGGUUUCAACGAGGUUGUACCUUUAGAGUGGUUAAAAUAUUUCGAUGAGCGAGAGCUGGAGUUGAUGUUGUGUGGCAUGCAGGAGAUCGACGUAGACGAUUGGCAGCGAAAUACGAUCUACCGUCAUUACAACCGCAACAGCAAACAAGUGGUCUGGUUUUGGCAGUUCGUCCGGGAAACCGACAACGAGAAGCGGGCCAGAUUGUUGCAAUUUGUAACAGGGACGUGUCGAGUACCCGUCGGUGGGUUCGCCGAAUUGAUGGGAUCCAACGGUCCCCAGCGGUUCUGCAUUGAGAAGGUCGGUAAAGAUACGUGGUUACCUCGAUCACACACGUGUUUCAACCGGUUAGAUUUGCCACCGUACAAAAGUUAUGAUCAGCUGGUUGAGAAGCUAAACUACGCAAUCGAGGAGACUGAAGGAUUUGGCCAGGAGUAAGCCCAAGAAACCUUGAAAAUAUCAAUAAAAAAAUUACUUGUGAUCCAACCGACAGCGAUAUCGGAACAUUCGUUUUUUUAUGGAACAUUGAGAGUGGAAACAUAGAGGUAAUCAAACUCGGCAAUUUGAAUUGAGUAGUAAAGUUGUAAAUGUAAGAGACAAUUGUUCAGUUUUGGAAAUAUGCUUUUGUAAAUUGUAAUAUCCACUUUUUAUGAUGUAUAUUUAAGCAAAAAGUUGGUCAAACGAUAUGCACUAUUUUUAACGAAAAAGCCACAAAUGCUAAUCGAUAUACUACAAGUGAAAGAAACUGUACAUAAACUAGCUGUUAAACUAAAGAAAGACUUUAGUUUCCCUUGUUCCAAAAAUCGUGAUACAUCAAAGUAGAGAUAAAAACGUUACUGUAUUAUACAAACACUUGUAAAUAUAAAUUAUUAAGCAGAGGAAUGGAUGAAAACUAGGAACAAUGAAAUCAAUAAACUAUAUACUUACAAUAAAUUUGUUGUCUAUGCUAACAAAAUUGUGUAGUACUAAAAUGCAUAUAACGAUUUAGAACAACACUGUUUUGUACUAAUAAAAUCACAUCAAACAAUAGAUUUCAAGUAAGGAAUAUUUUUAUUCAAACAUCUUUUUUCCGUACUGUGUUACAUUCUUUCAACGUUUAGUUAUUGAACAACACAAAAUAAAUCAACAGUUGGGGCCAUGGUAGUAAACAUUACCUGUUGUAUGCAGAACAGAAAACAAAUGGUGUCUAGUAGUCUCGUUCUAAUGCUAAACGUAAAAUCACACUUGAGUUUACUGAAAAAUUGAUUGUCACAAAUAAGGAACAAACGGCUGGAGUAAACAUGUAGAUCUAAUUACUUUAGGAAAGUCGGGAGAUUAAUUCACGACACAUGCAUUACGGAGUAAAUUUUCUCGAAUGAUGAAAUAUACACAGGCGAGUAUGCAUUGUUCCUGUUCCAUUUCCUGUGAAGGUUAUGAUUCAUAGUUUUGUGUUUGUUACUUAUUUUGUAAAUUGUAUUUUUUUCUGAGAAAUAACAUUGUAAAAAGAGAAAAAAUGGGUUAAACUAGAUACACAAAUUAUGUUUUGCAAAUAAAAGUAUCAGCCAGAUGAA